CAAAUUUCAGGUUAAUAACAUCGCGAACCUCAAAGUCCACUUCUCAGCCAGAGCUGAAGGGAACGCUGCCUGUUUACAGCUGCACAUUUUCUUUAAUGUGUGAAGAUGACCGGCGUGGGCAUGCAAUGUAUGAAGCAAAUCCGAUACCUCGGCCUAAGAGCUUAUUCCAAAAUAGCAGCACAGCUGAAAGUGGAAUAUGAUGCUGUGAUCAUUGGAGGAGGGCACAAUGGUCUAGUGGCGGCAGCUUAUUUGCAGAAAUCUGGAUUGAGUGCCGUGGUUCUUGAAAGAAGACACGUGAUUGGAGGAGCAGCAGUUACAGAAGAGAUCAUUCCAGGUUUUAAAUUCUCUAGAGCAUCAUAUCUACUCAGUCUCCUGAGACCACAGAUUUAUAAAGAUCUGGAACUGAAGAAACAUGGGUUAAAAAUUUACUUUCGAGAUCCUCAUUCAUUUACUCCGAUGUUAGAAAAUGUGAAGGGACAGCCACCAAGGUCUCUACUUCUAGGGUUAGAUAUGGUAAAGAACCAGCAGCAGAUAGCUCAGUUCUCUAAGAAAGAUGCUGAGGCAUACCCAAAAUAUGAGCACUUUAUGAAUCGUUUGGUGUCGGCAAUAGAUCCUCUUCUUGAUGCACCACCAGUAGACACAGCAGCCAUCACUCAGGGGUCACUAGCGCAGAGAGUGAAGUCACUUAAAACUCUACAGCCUUUAAUGAAAGCCGGAAUUACACUGGGGAGUCAGAUUCCUAAAUAUUAUGAAGUUCUUACUGGUCCUAUAUCCAAGAUUCUAGAUCAGUGGUUUGAGUCUGAACCUUUGAAAUGUACUCUGGCUACAGAUGCCGUUAUCGGUGCAAUGGCGAGUCCAUCUACACCUGGAAGUGGGUAUGUGUUAUUACAUCACGUCAUGGGAGAACUAGAAGGAAAGAAAGGGUCGUGGGGUUAUGUAGAAGGAGGAAUGGGCAUGGUGUCCAGUGCAAUUGCCAAAGCGGCGGUGGAAGCAGGAGCUGAGAUUUACACAGAAAAGGUAGUAGAGCAGAUCCUAGUGGAUGACAAUGGAAAAGCUUAUGGUGUACUCCUGCAAGAUGGAACAGAAGUGCACAGCAGGUUGGUCCUGUCCAAUGCCUCACCUCAUCACACAUUUUUAAAACUGACUCCACAAGAGCAAUUGCCAGAGGAUUUUAUAACAAUGAUCUCACAGUUUGAUGCCAAAUCUCCAGUUACCAAAAUAAAUGUGGCUGUAGAUCGGUUACCAAACUUCCUAUGUAUACCAAACACAUCUGAUGGCAAACCACUGCCCCAUCACCAAUGCUCAAUUCAUCUAAACAGCGAGCAUAUGAAACUUCUAGAUGAGGCGCAUGAAGACGCUUGUAGGGGAAUACCAUCAUCGAGGCCUAUGAUUGAACUGUGUAUUCCCUCAUCACUAGACCCUACCCUGGCUCCUCCUGGAUGCCAUGUAAUUUCAAUCUUCUCACAAUACACUCCAUACACUCUGGCUGGAGGCCAACAGUGGGAUGAUGAAGAAAUAAAUAAAUAUGCAGAUAAUGUGUUCGACUGGAUAGAAAAAUACGCUCCCGGUUUCAAGUCUUCUGUGAUAGGCAGAGACGUCCUCACACCGCCGGAUCUGGAAAGGAUAUUCGGCCUCCCUGGAGGAAAUAUUUUCCAUGGAAGUAUGUCCCUGGAUCAGUUAUAUUUUUCACGCCCAGGGUCCGGCUUUUCAAAUUACAGAUCACCUAUACAAGGGCUUUACUUGUGCGGCAGUGGAGCACAUCCAGGAGGAGGUGUCAUGGGGGCCUCAGGACGCAAUGCAGCUAUAGUUGCUAUGAAGGAACUAAAGCGAAGACGUUAAUGUUGGAGUCGCCACUAUCUGG
Nanorana parkeri is the source of this 1861-nucleotide messenger RNA. RefSeq names its product pyridine nucleotide-disulphide oxidoreductase domain 2 (gene PYROXD2). NCBI's taxonomy places the organism in Eukaryota, Metazoa, Chordata, Amphibia, Anura, Dicroglossidae. The coding region runs from base 106 to 1839 and encodes 577 amino acids. The transcript has 16 exons. Gene Ontology annotation, molecular function: oxidoreductase activity. The record is from RefSeq and is a predicted model, not a curated record.